AGUGUCCCAGGCGUUCUCACGCCCGCAACAAUUCCUGAGUAGGGCCUUGCUUGAGUUCUUCGGAAAGUCUCGUCACCCCCACAUCGCCUCUUUAGGAAGUCACUUAAUGUUUGGCUUCAUUAUUCCCACAUCCCUUUCCUAACUACUUGCCUGCACUUCUUGAGAAAAAGACUGCAGAAAGGAGAGGUGGGGCUUUCAGUAGAAACAAGCAAACCGCAGGUCCCUGUGGGGGGACUCUCCAGGAAGAAGGGUAAUUUCCUGCCUCCUUAAAUUGGCUGCUACUGUCAGUUAUUUUGCUCCCAACCCCAGAGCUUCACUUGCUCCUUCACCCCAGUUCCGCAAGAACCGUGGGCGACAGUUAUGGAGAAGCGUCUGCAGGAGGCUCAGCUGUACAAGGAGGAAGGGAACCAGCGCUACCGGGAAGGGAAGUACCGAGAUGCUGUGAGUAGGUACCAUCGAGCUCUGCUUCAGCUGCGGGGUCUGGAUCCGAGUCUGCCCUCUCCGUUACCUAAUCUCGGACCUCAGGGCCCGGCCCUCACGCCUGAACAAGAAAACAUACUGCAUACCACCCAGACAGACUGCUAUAACAAUCUAGCUGUUGUGAAAUAGGGAGUGUUUCCCUUCUUAAUCAUAAAAAGGCAGAACAUUGACCUGAAUUGCCUGAAUUGACUCCUCUGCAGCCUGUCUCCUUCAGAUGGAGCCCGUGAACUACGAACGAGUGAGAGAAUACAGUCAGAAAGUCCUGGAACGACAGCCUGAUAAUGCCAAGGCCUUGUAUCGGGCCGGAGUGGCCUUUUUCCAUCUGCAGGACUAUGACCAGGCCCGCCACUACCUCCUGGCUGCCGUGAAUAGGCAGCCUAAAGAUGCCAACGUCCGGCGGUACCUCCAGCUGACACAGUCAGAACUCAGCAGCUACCAUAGAAAAGAGAAGCAGCUCUACCUGGGCAUGUUUGGUUAACAAAGAAGAAAGAUGCUCCUCCAGUUGAACUUAGGUGGACCAUUAAACAUGCAUGAAGGAGAAAUCUGAGCCUCAGCAAGAGAAAUUAACCCUAUACCUCUGACCCAGGUGGAUUUUUGUUUCUAGUUCUGCACAAACUUCACUACUUAGACAGUCUGAGUCUUUUUCUGUCUAUCCAUCUGUUUAUUUCUAUACCUUUCAAUACAUGUUAUUGUUGCAGAUAUUUGGCUUGAGAAAUAUAAUCAGAAAACAUA
This is a messenger RNA of Pan troglodytes (chimpanzee), 1212 nucleotides long. RefSeq names its product tetratricopeptide repeat domain 9C (gene TTC9C). The record is from RefSeq and is a predicted model, not a curated record. Bases 695 to 958 code for a protein of 87 amino acids. Gene Ontology annotation, molecular function: protein binding. NCBI's taxonomy places the organism in Eukaryota, Metazoa, Chordata, Mammalia, Primates, Hominidae. The transcript has 4 exons.